Micromonas pusilla CCMP1545 is the source of this 4665-nucleotide messenger RNA. RefSeq lists its product as uncharacterized. Lineage: Eukaryota; Viridiplantae; Chlorophyta; Mamiellophyceae; Mamiellales; Mamiellaceae. The coding region runs from base 1 to 4665 and encodes 1554 amino acids. The record is from RefSeq and is a predicted model, not a curated record. The transcript has a single exon.
AUGACGCCGCCGCCGCCGCGAUCGAGGGCGACGAUGACGAGCGCGCUCGCGAUCGCGAUCGUUCUCGUGUGCGGCACCGUCGCGACGCUGACGGCGUCGCCCGACGCGCGCGCGCAUGUCCCGCGGCCGUUCGUGGGGGGUGAAUCGCGUGGGGGGGCGAAAUUAUUGUCGGCGGAAAGGUCCGCGUCCCCCGCGCUCGGCGGCUUCGUCUCGGACGUCGUCGGCACGGUCACGGGCGAGACGGACACGGAGACGACGUCGCGCAAGAAUUUGGAGACGCUAAACGUGGACGUCUACUUGGACGCCGCGGAGAGCAACUCGCUGCAGCUCGUCGUCGGGGAUCUGCGCGAUAUGAUGAACGCGGACCUCGGCCCGAUCAAGUGGUCGUUCCUCGGCAACAACAACGGCGGCGCGCACUCCCUGGAGCAGGUCGUCAACGUCGACUACCUCCCCGCGAACUAUCACGCGAGCGCGUACGCGUGCGCGAUCGGCGCGGACGGCGCGACGCAUCAGUCGUGCCCCGCGAACGCCGCGUUCUCGUGCGCGCCGAGCGCGUUCGGGUCGAUGACCUCCGGGGUCGCGACGUCGACCGCGGCCGCCGCCGCCUCCUUGGGCGCGUCCUCCCUCGGCGCGGAGGAGCGCGAGGGCGACGAAGACGCGUUCGCGAGCGUCCUCGCGCACGUCGGGUUCGCGCCGAAAGAGAUCGAGGCGCUGACGACGACGCGUCGAUCGUCGUCCUCCGUCGGGGGGCGUUCGAGGUUGAAGACGACCGAAUCUACCAAAAAACCCGAAACCGAAACCGCGGCGACGGGCCUGUCCCCCGACGCCGUCGCGGCGAUCCACGAGAGACUCGCGAGGAUGAGGACGACGUCGGUGGCGGCGACCGCCCACGAAGGCGUCGACCCCCCUGCGCCGGCGACGUCGUCGACCGCCGUCGACCCCGCCGAGAUCGCGAAGGUCCGCGAGAAGCUCGACGGCGCGCUGGACACGGUGAACGCGCAGCCGUUCAGCGGCAAGACGGGCUCCUAUCGCGUCCUCGCGCGCACGCUCGGCAUCAUGGCGGGCGACCCCCGCGUCGUGGAGGGCGCCGAUAGCCCGAUCGCGUCCGUUCGCGAGAUGCUCGCCGCCGCCGCGAAGGCGCCGACGACGACCGAGAAGGUUCCCGACGUUAACGCGCCGACGAAGGAGACGAACGCUGCGGCGCGGGCCCCGACGACGGAGACGACGAAGGGCCUGGACGCGAACGCCGUCGCGAACAUCCACGAAAAACUAAAACGCGAAGCCGACGUGGCGAAGGCUCGCGAGGACGCCGCGCCGAAGCCGCCGACGGAGGUGGAUGCGCCGCCGACGGAAGACAAGAUCGCGGCGAUCCACGCCAAGCUCGAACGCGUCCGCGCCUCGCGCGACGCCGCGGACGACGACCUCGCACGCCACGACGACGCCUCGCGCGACGCCGCCGUCGAGCGUUCGAAGCCUUCGAAGCCGAAGAGCCCCGCGGAGGCGCGCGUCGAGGCGCUCGGACCGGGAGAGAUCAAGUCCACGCACGAUAAGCUCCGGGAUGAGGCGGCGAACGCGCUUAUCCACGCGGUGGACGACUUCACCGCGGAGCAGCGGGACGAACGCGACGCGGAGGCGAGAGCGCCGCCGGGCGCGACCGCGGCGGCGGAGGCGAAGCGCGCGGCGGAGCACGCGGAGGCGGUGUCUAAAAUCUUGAACCACCUUCUGGACAGCGUGGAGACGUACUUUACCCCCGCGCAGGUCGCAGAGAUUCGCGGGAGGAUCGAGAUCGCGACGAGCCUCACCGCGGAGAAGGUUGCGGAGAUUCGAGCGAUCAUCGCUGCGGACGCGAAGAACGCGACGACGCACGACGCGGGCGGGCGCGCGUCAGAGGUUCAGAUGCGGCGCAUCCACGACGCGUUCGCGGGCACGGACGAACCCCACGACCGCGGCCAGACGCCGACGACGCCCGGGGCGCACCACGCCUGGGAGAAAGCCGCGUCGAAGGUGAAUCUGACGAGCGACCAGAUCGCGGGGAUCCACGGACACAUCGCGGAGAAGGAGGCGGAGAAGAAGAAGGCGGCGGAGGUGGAAGAAGCCGCACCCGCGGAGGAGUCCACGAGCGAGACGUUAUCGAAGAUGAGCGCCGAGGACAUCGCGAAGAUGCACGAGGACGUCGCGAAGGCGGUGUCCUCGGGGAAGGACGCCCCGGUGUCGUCCGCCGCGGUCAAAAAUAUCCACGAGUUGAUCGCCAAUAAAACGCAGAGCGUCGCCGCCAAUAAAACGCAGAGCGUCGCCGCCCCGGCGGUCGCCUCCGUCGUUCGCGAGCCGACCGACGAGGAACUGAACGACGUCCACGAGUCCGUGGCUUCCGAGGCGAACGUCUCUGAGGACCUCGUCAAAGAGAUUCACGAGAAGAUCGAAGCGCACGUGGAAGCGAUCGGGCCCGGAAAGAAAAUCACCCCCGUCGAGCUCACUCCCGAGGAGGUCAAAGCCGUGCACGACGAGCACUGGGAGGAGGGCGCGAGGAAGCAUAACGUGUCCGAUGAGACGAUCGAGAAGAUGCGGCAGAUCAUCGACUGGAAAGAGCCGACCACGCUGACCGGUUUGAGGACCCCGGACAAGCGUCUCGAGGUUCGUCACCCCGCCGGAGCCCCGGACUGCUUCGCCGAGAUUCACGGCGACGAAGAGGCCGCCGGGUGCUCCGCGGACGUCCUCCCGGACUGGAACAGCGCGCAGACGGUCGAGAUCCUUCACGAAUUCGGGAAGAGGUUGGAGGAGUGCUAUCGCAUCGACGCCAACGGCUCGGACGUGGAGGUGCCGUGCCCGAGCAGAUUCCACGACUUGGCGGACUCGCUCUUGGCGUCGAACAUCGAGUCGAGCGGCGCGCAUUUCGAAGAGUUCAAGCGAGGCGUGCACGAGUUAUUCGGACCCGGCGGCGGAACCGGCGGCGACGACGGCCAAGGCCCGGGCGGCGACGACGGCCCAGGCCCGGGCGGCGGCGGCCCGAGCCCUGGCCCGGAGCCGUCGCGUAAACCCAUCGCCGAGCGCAUGGCGGAGAAACUAAAACUCUCCCCGGAGGAACGGAAAAAGCAGAUGCUCGAGAAGCUCCAGGCUGUCGUGACGAAGGUGCAGUCCGUGGUGGCCGCGAAAACUAUCGCGGAGGUUGCGCCCGGCGCGCCCGCGAUAUCCGCGGAGGAGCAAGGGAAGAUCGACGAAAGUCUCGCGAGGCUUCAAAAACAGUGGGAGGAGGCGAUCGCGCUUCGCGAAGCCGCGGAGGCGGCGCGAGCCAAGGUGGAAGCGGAGAGAGAGGCGAUGAAAGCGCGCGUCAAAGCCAAGGCGGAGACCGCGGGCAAGCCCCCCGCGGCGGUGAAGAAGGAAGUCGCGAAAGAGGAGCUCCUAUUGGACGCCGCGCUCGCGGGCGUGCCCGUGAAACAGGUGGAGACGCAGCAGACGGCGGCGUCGGAGGACGACGCGUGCGAGAGCACGUUCGCGGCGAUGGGGACGAACUCCUCCCUGGGCAUCUGCGAGGCGACAACCUCGACGCGGCGACGCUCGCUGCGUCUGCGUCGCGCGCUGCUGCAAGACGCCGUGGACGCGAAGUGGAUCGUGACGAUUCUCAUGUCCGCCGUCGCCGUGCCCGAGACGGAGAUCGACGCGGCGCUCGGGAAGCUCGUCGCGUCCGGCGCGAUGUUGACCGCGGCCGACACGGACGCGGUGAACUUGAUCACGGACCCCGUGUCCGGCGCGAUCACCGGGUACACGGACGCCAACGGCGCGGCGCUGACCGCGGAGGAGGCGGCGGAGGUUCUCGAGGACACGUCCGCGGACGUCGCGCUCGCGGCGGCGGCGACGUCGACGGCGGAGUCGUCGAGCGGCGGCGCCGCGGGGACGGAGAGCGCCUGGAAACCGGAUCCGGCGACGCCCGCGGCGAUGUACGUCCAGUGCGUCUCCGCGUUCUUGCUCAAGCUCGAGCAGUCCGAGUCCGCGGUCGCCAACGCGGCGGUGAACAUGACGGCGCGCGUGGCGUCCGUCUCUGGGUUGUGCUGCGACGCCGUCGUGCAGACCAAACGCGCGACGGCGGCGUCGUGCACCACGCUGAGCUCGUGCCUCGACACCGGGCUGGGGUACGUCAAGACGCAGAACAACGCGGACGCGCUGAACGCGAUCCGACCGACGUACAAGUUCCAGCCGUGGGCGCUGAUCGACGACGUCGCGGUGUGCGACGCGAUCGAGUGCGCGAAGGACGUCGGCGAGGCGAUCAAGUACAAAAUUUGCGAGAGGCGCGCGCCGAAGAACGACGAGCUCGCCGGGUGCGCCGAGUACGACUUCACGUCGUCGCCGUGGUACGCGUCGCUGGCGCUGGUGGUGCUCAUGAUCGUCGGCGUCCUCGCGGUGUGCUGUUGCGCGCUGUGCUGCUGCUGCCGCGCGCGAGGGUGGUGCUGUUACGGCGCGAGAGAGGGCAAGGGGGGCGACGUCGAAAAGGGAAAGUCGAACGAAGCGACGCCGCUGAUGAUGCAGCAGUUUCAAAAGUUCAUGGCGCAGGCGCCAGCGCAACAGGGGGGUCAGGGUCAGGCGGGGAGGAAGUGGAACCGUCAGGAGUCUACGUCGACCGCCCCGAAGAAGGACGCGGAUGACGCGAGUUGGGACAUGAGCAAGAUGUUCUGA